GAAGGUUUCUUUCAAAAUUCUCUCCGGUUAGGUUUCUUCUCCGGCUAAAUCAUGUUUCGUCGUUUAAUUCUCCGGCAAGCAGCCGCCGUCGCCGCGGAAUCGAAGAUUGCUUGUCAUCAUACUGUUCAUGGAUUCGAACAGCGAAGAGGAUUACACAGUAGGAAUGAGAAGGCAAUGGAGUAUGUAGCCAAAGGAUGGAGCGCGAUUAAAGAAGUAGAGAGAGUUAUCGAUUACUGUGAACUCAAUGAUCGUCGUCUUAUUCCUCUCCUCAGGGGAGCUAAAGAGAACUUUGAACUUGCUCUGGAAGCUGAUAAUUUGAACACUCAUGCUAGGUAUUGGCUUUCCAAGUUGCACCUGAAGUACCAUGUUCCUGGAGCUUGUAAAGCUGUGGGAGCUGCUUUGCUUGUCGAAGCUGCAGACAUGGGUAAUGCAGAUGCUCAAUAUGAGCUAGGGUGUCGUUUAAGAGUCGAGAAUGAUCAUGUCCAGUCGGAUCAACAGGCGUUUCACUAUAUAGAGAAUGCUGUUGAUCAGCUACAUCCAGGUGCCCUCUAUCUUUUAGGAAUAGUGUAUCUGACAGGAGACUGUGUGAAGCAAGAUGUGGAUUCAGCUAUAUGGUGUUUCCAUAGGGCUUCAGAGAAGGGACAUGCUGGUGCUGCUAUAGCAUAUGGAUCUCUUUUACUUAGAGGUGUGCAAGUCCCAGAAUCUCUAACAAAAUUGAACGUCGUGGGAGUUUCACCUCCCAAGAGAGCAAGAAAGAACCUGGAAAAUCCGGAGAUGAAUCCAUUAGAGAUGGCAAAAGAACAGUUCCAAAUCGCUGCAAGAGCAGGGUGCGAUCUAGGGCUGAAAUGGCUGCAAAGGGUGGAGCAAGAAGAGAAACUUCUUAUGAGGGAACAAGAUAACGAAUGUGCCUAUGUAUGAUGCAUCUGCGUAUGUAAUACUCAUGUCUCUCAUGAAGCGAUCAUCAAGCAGCUUAAGUUUGUUGAGAAUGGAGACUGGAGAUAUGAAAUUCGCUAUCACUACGAAGAUAUUCAGUCAAACCACAUAUUUACCCUUGAGCCUAAACAACACUGUUUGCAUCAUCAAUCUCCGUCAACAAUUCAAGAGAUAUGUGAUUGACAAAUCCAAUGGAAGUAUCACUUUUAAUGGAUUGUAUCCAGGACCUCCUCUCCCCAUCUCUCAAAUCCGUUUGAAUCUCUUAAACUACAAAUUCACUCCGUUUCAUCUCUUUCCGCUUCUUGAUUCUCGUCUCCAUGAUCCUUCCUUGUCCAAAUAUAUCGCUGAGGUAAUCACUGGUCAAGCGAGUUUAAGCGUUGGG
Arabidopsis thaliana (thale cress) is the source of this 1315-nucleotide messenger RNA. RefSeq names its product binding protein. The transcript is spliced from 9 exons. Bases 52 to 918 code for a protein of 288 amino acids. The record is from RefSeq and is marked reviewed. Lineage: Eukaryota; Viridiplantae; Streptophyta; Magnoliopsida; Brassicales; Brassicaceae.